AUGCACAUCAACUUCUGCAAGGAGGCGAACUGUGGCAGGUGCAAGUACAUUCGAUUAGGCGACUCAUGGCGAACAAAAACUCCAUUGUUACAGCCUCAGUGGAAAUUGGAUGUGAGUUGCCUGGAGGUCAGCAUGAAGAAACUGGUUGACCAGUCCUGGCUGGAGGAGUGCUUCGACGACGACGGACGUUGGCAAGGAUUGGGGUGCAUUGCAUGCUCUGCGGCCCGGCCUAAGUUGAGCAAGGGCUCUCCAGCCAACGCGCGCAGCUUCGCUGAUUUCAAUGUUUCGAGUGCCAAUGCUUGCCAGAUGUCCAACCUGAUGAGGCACCACGCCAUGGACACCCACAAAGAUGCAGUCAUGUCGUUCCUCGGCAUGCCCGCAAAGUAUGAUGAGUUCAGAGGUUCGCCACGUCUCGAAGAGUUCAAGGCCGUGUUCGACGCUAUCUCCACGGGGACCGCGCCUUCUGCCGGCAUUGACGGCGUUGGAGAUAAGAACAAAAUCGUCAAGAUGACCUUCUGCCUUGCGGAGGCGCUCACAAGGCAGGACAGGGCCUUUAUGCGCGACGCUCUUAUGUCUUCGCACCGUCGUGACGAAUCCGGAGGGCGCCUUGCGAUCAGAUGCUCGGCAACUACAUCAUCCUUAGCGUGUAGAGUGUUCCACCAGAGCACCCAGCGGCACUUCGGAACAGGGGCUACGAAUAUCACCAUGGCUACAGAAAAAGCGUGGCGGGAAUUCGCCACGGUCAACUACGGUUGCCCACGUCCGAAACAGAGCAUUGGCAUUUUGCAGUAUGACGAGGAUUUCUUCAACCACCUCCGCACGAUCCACAGGCAGCUUGUCAUCGACAGCGCCUCUGACGAGAGGACCUUCAAAGUCGACCAGAAGAUGGCCGAUGCCCUCGAAAAGUACAUCAUGGGCAAAAGAGGCAUCAUCCACCUUAUCGGGUGCAGUGACGUGUUCGGCGACUGGUUCGAAGACUUUGUCAAGGUGAUGUCCCCUGACGAAGCCCUUGGUGGAUUGGUCCGGAACCUGGGGAUGGCUAAACAUCGUUUCAGUUCCAUCACCAAACGGCUUGGCAGGUUCGUGGGAAAGAUUGGCGCUGUUUUCCUGACGGCUCAAAAGAUCCGUACUGCGCGAGCUGGUCGGGCAGAGGCUGACGUCGCUGAGCAGUUUUUGGCUGGAUUCAGGGAGGAUGAGUACUUACUUUUAUCAAUGAUGAGCGACGCUGCAGACGAAGCGUAUUGCUUCACAACGUUCACAGAUGCCGAAGAUAUGGACGUCGCUAUUCAAGCCGACGAAGUCGCCAAUUUCGUCGAGAACAUCGAGUACCUUUUUCUGGAGAAGAAUGCUCAUAAGCUGACCUACACCUACACGUCGUUCGCCAUCAGCCAGCUGGCCAAGACGGUUAACGUGAAUGCUGGCAAGGCGAAGAGGUAUUGA
This is a messenger RNA of Prorocentrum cordatum, 1440 nucleotides long. NCBI's taxonomy places the organism in Eukaryota, Dinophyceae, Prorocentrales, Prorocentraceae. The record is from the annotation of a GenBank genome assembly.